GUAUUAUUAAUUAUUAUUUAUUAUGAUGUAAGGUUAUAGAGUAUAGACUAUAGCCUGUCUUAGAAUAAAAAAUAUUUAUAAUAAAUCGUCUUAGAUCGUGGACUAUAGUAAAGAAACAUUGAAAGUUAUAAUAAUCAAAACACUGUUAAUAAGUUAAUAAAAUAUGGUACUUGAGUAAAUAUCUAUGGUUUUUUAAUCUUACAGAAGUAUCUUAUUUAUUAUAAUUUAUAAUAUAACAGGUUUACUAGUUUGGAAUAAAAAUAUACUGUUUUUCAUGAUUUAUAAUAACUUUGAGUAAUGUUCAUUAAAAUCUUAUCCUCAUUGUCAAGUACAGUAAUAAAGAAAUCUCCAUUUCUGUGCACUUGUUUAGUACACAGGUCUUUAACCACAAUGCACAGCAACAUCACAACUAAGGAGUUUGGAAAAUUUAAAGUACAAAUACUUCCAGCAUUAUCUGAUAAUUUUAUGUAUCUAUUAAUCGAUAACAGCACAAAAGAAGCAGCCAUCGUUGAUCCUGUAGCACCUGAUGUGGUUUGGGAUGCGGUCCGCAAAGAAAAUGUUAAAUUAACAACAGUACUUACAACACAUCAUCAUUGGGAUCACGCCGGUGGCAACAAAGAACUUAUUAACAGCAAUACUAAUGAUCAAUUGACUGUUAUUGGAGGUGAUGACCGAAUUGAUGGUCUUACAGUUAUGAUUGAUACACACGGAAUAGAUCUUCAAUUGGGAACAUUGAAUAUUAAAUGUUUGCGCACACCUUGUCAUACCACUGGACACGUUUGCUAUUACAUUAAUGAAGGAAAAGAUGGUGUUGUUUUUACAGGAGAUACAUUAUUCUUAGGAGGCUGUGGUAGAUUUUUCGAAGGUACUGCAACACAAAUGUAUGAAGCAUUAAUCAAAAUAUUAUCACAGUUACCUGACAAUACUGCUGUGUUUUGUGGACAUGAAUAUGCCAUUCAAAACUUGAAGUUUGGCUUACAUGUUGAACCAUCCAACCAACACAUAUUGACUAAAUUAGAGGAUAUUGAAACCAAACGAAAAAAUAAUGUACCAAGUGUCCCAUCAACUAUUGGUUUAGAAAAGCUCAUUAAUCCAUUCAUGAGAGUAGAAAAUGAAUCAGUUCAAAAAGUCACUGAGACCAUUGGUGAUCCAAUUAAAACAAUGAAAAUGUUGAGGGAUUUGAAAAACAAUUUAUAAAAAAUAAUACUUGUUUUAUUACAAUAAUACAUUUGUAAACAAAUUGUUCGUUAAUAAUAUAUAGGACAUACAAAUAUAGAAAUUUGAACACAAAAUUUAAAAACACAUAAUAAAAUAAACUUUUACUGAGAA
Messenger RNA from Aphis gossypii (cotton aphid), 1329 nucleotides. It is a transcript of the gene tzn, whose product is annotated as hydroxyacylglutathione hydrolase, mitochondrial. Gene Ontology annotation, molecular function: hydroxyacylglutathione hydrolase activity. The record is from RefSeq and is a predicted model, not a curated record. NCBI's taxonomy places the organism in Eukaryota, Metazoa, Arthropoda, Insecta, Hemiptera, Aphididae. The coding region runs from base 298 to 1197 and encodes 299 amino acids. The transcript is spliced from 7 exons.